Echinostoma caproni is the source of this 474-nucleotide messenger RNA. The record is from the annotation of a GenBank genome assembly. Lineage: Eukaryota; Metazoa; Platyhelminthes; Trematoda; Plagiorchiida; Echinostomatidae.
AUGCAGUCUAAGGCCCACUCUUGGAUAGCGGUCAAUAGUGUAGUAAAUGCAGAUGGUUUUAGUGCGGCCACCAGUAAGGAGAAGGCUGAAGUUCUAAAGAGCUUUUUCAAGAAAUUCCACAUAUCGGACUUGGGAAACCCGUUGCCUGACCCAAUGGGUAGGCUCCCCGAACAACAAAUGGCUCCGUUUGUCUUAGAGGCAAAGGAGGUAGAAGCAGCACUGAAACAGCUGGAGCAGAACAAGGCCGCGGGCCGGGAUGGGCUGCAUCCAGUAACCAUGCGACCCAUUGCUGACAUCAUUGCAGGUGCUCACUCAGAUUUUCAACCGAUCCCUUGCCUCAGGAACGCUGCCGGCCGACUGAACCACGGCAGAAGUGGUGCCAAUCAACAAAAGUGGGUCAAUGGUGGCUGCAUCGAACUAUCGUCCAGUGAGCCUGCCUUCCGUAGUCCUGAAAACCUUCGAGCGUCUCCUUAG